AUGACCAGCCGCGACUUCACCAUCGACACGCACAACACGGGCAGGAUCAUCGGGAACGGGCAAUGUUGGUGGAACUGGUAUGGCACCACCAGCUGGUACGACGGUGACGGGCGGCCGAUCGCCUUCACCCUCCGGCGUGUCCUGCGGCACGUCGUUGGCAGUGCGACUUGUACCGAAGAUGCCCAAGCUGGGCUGCUCAUCGGCAUUGCUGGCCCCGAGCCAAAGGACAAGGGCUCCGAGAUCUAUGUUGACCAUGCGGAGGACGAGGAGCUCGAGGAGAAGAGCCGGCCGGGUUGA
Rhodofomes roseus is the source of this 297-nucleotide messenger RNA. RefSeq lists its product as uncharacterized. The transcript is spliced from 2 exons. The record is from RefSeq and is a predicted model, not a curated record. The coding region runs from base 1 to 297 and encodes 98 amino acids. NCBI's taxonomy places the organism in Eukaryota, Fungi, Basidiomycota, Agaricomycetes, Polyporales, Fomitopsidaceae.